Messenger RNA from Porites lobata, 1254 nucleotides. The record is from the annotation of a GenBank genome assembly. Lineage: Eukaryota; Metazoa; Cnidaria; Anthozoa; Scleractinia; Poritidae.
AUGUCACAAGAAUCACCUUCGGAGAAAAGAGUUUCCAAAUGUUCAGGCUGCGGAACCCCUCUUACUGACCACGCAUGGGGAAUUCCGAGCAAGUACUGCGAAGGCGAGGAGCUCAGUUCUCCGAAACACAAAAAAUCCGCCACAAUCGCUAGUCCGGACGAAGACGAGCAGAUCAGAGAUCUGGAGAGGGAGCUGGCAGAAUUAGACCUUGAAGAAGAACGAAGAGAGAAACAGACUCGAAUAGCUUUUCUCCAGAAACGGGUGGCCGACAAACGCGCAAAAUUGGCUGCCGGCGACGUGACGACCGGCCGGCCGGAACACGAGUUGCCUCAUGGCCCAUCCAACGUGAAAGAACUCCGUACACUCCUUCCCAAGGACGCCUUACCAACGCCAUUGGAUGGUCUCCUCAAUAUAAAUCCCAGCUCGAGCAGUGCUGCAGACCAAACCCAAUCUUUAUGGAGCAUGCAAGGCCAGCUGCAAGGUGAUUUCCAUACUGUUCCUGCAGGCUCCCAACCGGCCCCGAUUCUUUCAAAUUCCUGGCUGGAAUCACGAGCGUCGGAGAUGUUUCUGAGGCCAGCGCAACCCCAAACCGGUGAGAAAGCCUUAAGGAUUGUAGACUUUGUUGACAAUAUUGUCCCUAAAGAUGAGGAGCGAACAAUAGCAGAUGGUGGAAACACCAAACUAGUUGUAUCCUAUGGGCCUAAAAAGCCCCGUUUAGAACAAAUCACCAUGUCCCAGUGGGUGAUUAGCAAUACCAGAAUUUUUUAUAACUUGUUAGCAAGUAGGAAACUAAACUCGCGAGCCGAGAUCCAGAAUUAUUUAGCAUAUACUAUUAAGGUGAUGGAACUCUCCAACCGGUACCAUCGGGCCUCGGUCCUUAAGUAUGACGAUGAAUUUCGCCUCUUACAGGCAGCAUAUCAUUAUCCGUGGAGUUUUGAUUCGAAUCACCUCCACACAGUUAUUUUAGAGCCCAUUUAUAAACCCUCCCAUGUUCCUAGGUCACCUAACCGCACCGCUAACCCCAGCACUCAGUUCAUCCCGGGAUUCAUAGCCACCACUAACGAUGGGUGCACUAUCUGUCGUAACUUUAAUAGUUCAAGGGGUUGUAGUUUGCAAAAUUGUGCGUACGAACAUGUGUGCAAUCGCCGCGCUUCGGGCGGUAAAGCUUGCGGCCUCAACCAUCCGGGCUACAUCCACUCUACUCAGCAAAGUACUUCGACGCAACAGCAAAAUAAACCGGCUCCGCAAAAUUGA